GGUAGUUUGAAGGCAUCCAACCACUAGUAGUACUCGCCAGUCUCACCUACUUUUCUCUCAUCUCAGGCCGCACCUAUUCCUAUGGAUAACUUCACAACCACCUACCAGUAGAUCAGUACCAGGAACUGGGCACCUGAUACAUCGACGUAUAAAAACCUCCACAAUGGCUUUUCCUCCGAUCGUAACUGCGACGGUGCAGUCUGCUGUUCUGGCAGCUACAUCUAACCUGUUAGCACAAAGCUUGACGGCUUAUCAAAAUGAGACUUCUUUCGUCAUAGAUUGGAUCCCAGUCUUCCAGUUCGUCCUUUACGCAUUCAUCAACGUACCGCCUAAUUUCUUAUGGCAAGAAUCUCUAGAGUCCGCUUUUCCGGCUUACCACAUAUCUCCUACAUCGGCUACUGUGGCCUCCCCGGCUGCAAACGACAAAAAGGCACUUGAAGGGGAGAUCGAGGAAGGCAAAACAGUAGCUCAUAAGCUAAGUAUAGCUAAUACAGCUAUUAAGAUAAUACUGGACCAGACUGUUGGCGCCGUUGUCAACACCUUUCUCUUCAGCCUAUUCAUACAUUCUAUUCAGGAAGCUAUGGACCGCUCCCUCGAUACCCCACCCGGCCAAUCGGAUGAAAAUAUGCCAUACCUAUUAUCUCGAGGUGCUAUUGUCUACGGCAAGGUUAAUUGGUCUGGAGUGAUAGCGAGCAGCCGUUCUGAGUUCUAUCCGAUCCUCGUUGCUGGAUGGAAGCUAUGGCCAGUAGUGAGCCUGGUCAACUUCGCAUUCAUCAAGAGCAUCGAAGGUCGCAAUCUCGUUGGCAGCCUUGCUGGUGUUGGCUGGGGUGUCUACAUGAGCCUCGUCGCUGCCCGUUGAAGGGAUUUGUCGGCAACAUCGAUAUUUACGUUUCGGCUUAUACACACACCUAUCUACUCACCAUAAACUUGGUAUUAUGUUUGAAGUGAUAGUCCCAUCUUCGUGUUGGUUUUCAGACCAAUGGGCCUUGCGCAAUGUUUGACUUGCUAGACCCUUCCGGUGACCUGGGACUCUUCAAAGACCUUUUUAUCAUUCACUGAUGUUACCUAUAUAUCAAAUGGCUAAUAGUUUAUGAUUAAUGAACUAGGUACCUAUUGAAAGAA
Molecule: messenger RNA, 1122 nt
Organism: Annulohypoxylon maeteangense
Lineage: Eukaryota; Fungi; Ascomycota; Sordariomycetes; Xylariales; Hypoxylaceae
Exons: 4
Coding region: 164-859 (231 amino acids)
Cellular component (GO): membrane; cytoplasm
Source: RefSeq, a predicted model, not a curated record